Phytophthora sojae is the source of this 906-nucleotide messenger RNA. Its product is annotated as Kazal-like serine protease inhibitor domain and phox-like domain-containing protein. NCBI's taxonomy places the organism in Eukaryota, Oomycota, Peronosporomycetes, Peronosporales, Peronosporaceae. Gene Ontology annotation, biological process: ubiquitin-dependent protein catabolic process. The transcript has a single exon. Bases 1 to 906 code for a protein of 301 amino acids. Gene Ontology annotation, molecular function: ubiquitin protein ligase activity; phosphatidylinositol binding. The record is from RefSeq and is a predicted model, not a curated record.
AUGCCGUCCCGAUCUCCGCUCGCCGCCGCCUCCUGCGUGAGCGCGACGCCCUCCCCGCUGGCCAUCGACGAGCUCGACGGCCCGGCCCGCCGCCUGCUCAAGGCGCGCCACCACGACAUGGACAAGCUGCAGAUCGAGACCGACACGCUCACGGCCAUGCUGCACUCCGAAGCCAUCAAGUUCACGGUCUACAAGCUGCAGAUCCGCAGCACCGCGCGCUUCGUCGACGCCGGCGAGUGGAUGCUCAUCAAGCGCUACUCCGAGUUCUUCUACUUCCGCCAGACGCUGCUGAAGGUCCUCCAGAGGUGGGACCUCCACUUCAGCGACGAUGCUAAGAGGGUGCAGUGCAAGGAGUUCGCGCUCGCGACGGCGCUGCUACUGCCGGCGAUGGAGAUCCCCACGUUCCCGCGCAAGCACAUGCGCUGUGACACCGCCGCCAUUGUCAGCGAGCGUCGCACCAAGCUGCAGAGCUUCGUGCGCAAGAUGCUAGACGCGUACACGGACAUCUCCGUGUUCCUGCACGAUACCCAGUCGAGGAGCACACGGGCGUUCACGAACCUCAGUGAGAUCCUUCAACUGCUUGAGGAGUUCCUGGACAUCCCUCAGCAGCAGAAGGAGAUCAACCGCCGCCAAACGGCUGCUGUGCUGGCGCUGGAGGACGUUGAAGUCGAACCCAGCUCUACGUCGGACUGCAAGGACCGCACGUGCUGCAUCUGUUUGAAUGACUACGACUCGGAGGAUGAAGAAGCGGAAGUUGUCGAUGACCGGAUGGUGCAGCUGCCGUGUUCGCACCAGUUCCACGAGGACUGCGUUAUUGACUGGUUUAACACAAGCACUACGUGUCCACUCUGCAGGAAGCCGGCAUACACCGACAAGCAGUGGUCUUUCGAUGUCUCAAUCCAUUAA